CAUCUGAAUCAUCUUCAAUUCCGAGGAAAAAAGUACAAUUGAAAUAUACUGAUGAUGACGACAAUGACUUUGAAACUUCUCUACAAUUAAGUACACAUAGAAUAUUAAAUGGAAGAAAAUACAUUAAUGAGAAUGAGUCAAAAUAUAUGCUACCAUCAGACGAAAAGGAAGUUAAUAGAGAGGCUAUGUCUUACGCAAUAAGGAAGCAUUUAUUCCAAAAAAACUUUUUUUCUCCAAUUGAAGAAAAGUUAAAUAAAGGAGCUAAAGUACUUGAUGUUGGUUGUGGUUCAGGUUUCUGGGUGAUAGAUAUAGGAUCAAAAUAUUCUUCUUCAACAUUAAUAGGAAUUGAUAUAGAUUCUACUCAAUUUCCUUCAAAUGAUCGACAUCCUUCAAAUGUUGGCUUUCUUGCGUGCAAUAUAAUUCAUGGAAUUCCAUUUCCUCCUGAAACUUUUGAUUUUGUUCACAUGAGUAUGAUGUGUUGUGCUCUUACUGAAUAUCAAUGGCAUCAGUUAGUCAAAGAUAUUGUUAGAGUUUUAAAGUGUGAUGGCUGGGUUGAAUUCGUAGAAGGUGAUCCGUGGAUUAAAAAUUAUGGAAAGAUUGGAAAAUUGGUAAUUGAAACUUUUAUUGAAGCAGGAAAAACAAAAGGUAUUAACAUGAACAUUCAUGCAAUGAUACCAAAAUUUAUCGGUUCAAUGAAUGAGCUUAGAGAUUUAGAAUAUGUUAACGCAGAAUAUCCAUUAGGCGAGUGGGGUGGAUGUCUUGGUAAACUCGCAUUGGCCAAUAUUAGGAAAGCUA
Messenger RNA from Dentiscutata heterogama, 795 nucleotides. NCBI's taxonomy places the organism in Eukaryota, Fungi, Glomeromycota, Glomeromycetes, Diversisporales, Gigasporaceae. The record is from the annotation of a GenBank genome assembly.